Messenger RNA from Hypoxylon trugodes, 4407 nucleotides. RefSeq lists its product as uncharacterized. Gene Ontology annotation, molecular function: structural constituent of nuclear pore. The transcript is spliced from 4 exons. The record is from RefSeq and is a predicted model, not a curated record. The coding region runs from base 239 to 4036 and encodes 1265 amino acids. Gene Ontology annotation, biological process: nuclear pore organization; protein import into nucleus. Gene Ontology annotation, cellular component: nuclear pore transmembrane ring. NCBI's taxonomy places the organism in Eukaryota, Fungi, Ascomycota, Sordariomycetes, Xylariales, Hypoxylaceae.
AGUUUCUUUGACGCGGCGCGUCUUGAGGUGUGAUCGAUGCUUCCGUUUGCCUGCUUGGAUUUUUUAUUUAUUAUUACCGUCCAUUUCAAAGUCUCUGACCAGUGACCACACACACAGAAAAUCCACCUUACAAGCUCGGGCAGUUCGCGACGACGGCGACAUUCCACAAGCCCGACGAAAUUCACAAACGCCCAAUAAUUCGUCGUCGUCAUCCUCAUAAAUAUCAUCACAUAAUGCGAUGGAUCCAGGCACCCCUCAAGUAAAUGUUGGAGCCUUUCCAGCUGGAGGUUUUGGUGGCGGACCACAGCAUCGUCAACCCCAAAAUCAACAGCCACAGAAUCCCCUCCAAGGCGGUCCGUUACCAGAUGCCCCCGAACACGCACCGAAUCCUGCGCCGGUCGGCAACCCCGUCAUACCUUUAACCCUCGUCGACGCUGCGAGCCAACGUUUUUAUGCCGCUGCUUUCUACAUAGGAUUGUUGGGAUGGCGGUUCUACGAUUGGGUACACGUACUCGAAGAAGAUAGCGGAUCUUUUUAUUUCUUCUGUAAAUGGAUCCUCAUCGACUUCGCCUUUUUCUUCUCCUUGCCUUCGUUACGAAUACCUUGGCUGGAACUACCCGCACCGACCGUCUCGUCAAUAUACUUUGUGCAUCUAAUACUCAAUUGGUUGUUGAUGUUCAAUGUCCCACUUCCAUUCCAAGGAUGGCUCCUAGGCCUAGUUAAGAUAUUCUACGAUAAGGAACUUGCCAUAUCAGAACACAAUGUUAAGGUCUCCAGUAUCUUGCAUAACUCUUCUCUUAUCAUGGGCAAGCAGAUUAUCAAUAUUCUUCCUGAAGGCUCCGCUCUACUCAACCCCGAAAAACAUCCCUACUGUCUCGGCCAGGGAGUUCAAUCCGUGACCGUCCCCGUCUACUUUAACGCCACAGUUCCUGUCGAAGUCGAACUUACACGAUUUGAUCUCGAAUCCGAUGCUCGGGAUAUUGUGAGGCUAAGUCGCAAAGAACUUAAGGACAUCGCUAGACACUCGAUAAGAGCUACCGAUGAGGAUGGGGUUCUGGGUCUUUACAGAUACGAUAUUGUCCUCAAGAAGCCCGGCGCCUAUCAACUACACAAAGUUCUCGACGAAUACAAGCUCGAGGUUCAACGGCUUAAUGACCCUACUUACAUUGUUCCUUGCCCCAGAGCCCGGGUUCGUACAGCCCAAUCGUCAAAGAGAUGUCUUAGUGAUCUCUCCAACUUGGCUAUGGAUGUUUACGGAACACCUCCCCUGAAAAUAGUCUACAGCCGAACAAUCAAUGGAAAAGACCACAGCUUCCAUUUCCAGAGUUUACAACCUGAAGGGUACUCGUCUCCCUUGCUUGGUCCUCGACGUACAACUUUGAUGCCCCCGGGCGAGGAAGACUAUAGUUGGGCUAGAGCGCAGACGGUUGAGGUGGGCCUAAACGAAUCAAUGAAUUCGGCGGGCGAGUGGCAAUACUCUAUCGACGAGGUUUCAGAUGUUUUCGGCAACGUCAUCUCAUAUCCCCAACCUGAGGACCCCGAUGCGAAACCCAAACCCAGACACCUAUAUGAGAAUUUUGUCGUUAGGGGACGUCCUAGAGCCACUAUUGUAGGUUGCGAUGGGUCCCACCCUCUCAGGGUGGCGAAGGGGCAGUCAACGAAACUUCCUCUCAAGAUUUCGCGUCCAGGUCAACCAGAAAGUCUACCUCAUACUCUAACUUGGCACUUCACACCAGCUGAAACCCUUGGUAAGGAUGGAGAUCAUAGCGACGUUAUCGAAGUGGGCUCCUUUACUACCAAGAACAUCACCGACCAACCUUCGAUUACGGCAGCGGGUUUAUAUACUCUGAAAUCCGUGUCUUACGAUUCGUGUGAAGGAGAGAUCGAGGAACCGUCAUCGUGCCUGCUCAUUAAUCCUCCCGAGCCUAGAUUGACUCUUCAAUCCGAGGAAAUCCCGGACAAAUGCGCUGGCAGCUCUGUUGGUCUCCGAGUUAAUCUAGAUAUGAUUGGUACUCCUCCAUUCAGACUUGUUUAUUCCGUCACCAGCGAGACCGAGCAGAAUAGGAGAGAGACAGUUGAGAUCAAAGGCCUGCGACAGCAAAUCGACUUGCUUCCAAGAAGUGCUGGUCGAUACCAGUAUCGGUUCAGGAGACUCGAAGAUGCUAUUUACAGUGUCCCCUUACCUUUAACAGACCAAUAUUAUCUGGAGCAGAACGUGAAGCCGCCCGCGCAAGCUUACUUUGGUCGGGAAUCUCGUAACAUCAACGCCUGUCUUGAUCAACCUGUGAAACUCGACGUGAAUCUCAUUGGAGAAGCUCCUUACACACUAGAAUGGGAGCUCAUUCACGAAUUCAAGAGGAAAUCAGAGAAAGCGACUAACAUCACUAGUGGUUCCUUCACUAUUGAGACCUUACCCUUGUCGACUGGUGGUGAAUACACUCUUUCUCUAAAGAGUGUCCAAGAUAAGAGUGGAUGUCGUAUGUUCCUUAAGGAAGAGGCCAAGAUUUCUGUACGUCGUCAACGACCACGUGCCGCGUUUGGUCUCGUCGAUGGUAAGAGAAAGACAACGGUUCUUGAGUCAGCUCCUGCCAACAUUCCAUUGAAACUUGUCGGCGAUGGCCCUUGGAAGGUUGGAUACCGCAACCUGAAUGAAAGCUCUGAUAGAUUGGUUCGUAUUGCACGGACCAACAACGACUUUAUUGAAGCGAAGAGCCGAGGUGUAUACGAAAUUAUCGACGUGAUGGAUGACCAUUGUCCUGGUAUUGUGACCGCCCAAGCCAAUACUUUCGAAGUAGGCUGGUUUCCGCGCCCCGAGCUAUCGUUUUCGCCAAAUGAUGCUAUACAGCCCGUGGAUAAUAAAUUCGUCAGAAGGGACGUUUGUGAGGGUGAGGGUGAUGGAAUUGAAGUCGCUCUUCGAGGUACUCCUCCUUACCACGUCGAAUACGAAGUCAAGCAUAAACCAAAGAUAGGUUCGGUCUCGGUCGCCCGAAAGGAAUUCGAUGCUGCUCACGGGAAAGCAGCUAUUCCACUAGACACAACUAAAUCUGGAAUAUAUACCUACACAUUUUCCGGUCUCUCGGAUAAUCUCUAUAACGAUAAGCGACAAUCCGAGCCUCUUACAUUGGAACAGACGGUCAAUCCUAAACCGUUUGCUUCUUUCCUCAAACCCGGCCAGACAUUCAAGAUGUGCAUGCACGAGGGUGACCCGAACGAAUCGAUUCCCAUCAGACUAGAAGGAAAGGCGCCUUUCUACGUUGAAUUCGAGAUUAAGCAUCGUUCUGGAAACCUGCCGGAUAUCUUCAGGAUCCCCAAUAUUCCGUCCAACAAUUUCGCUAUUCAGGUUCCAAGGGAUUAUCUCAAGCUCGGUGGUCAGCAAGUUAGAAUCCGCAAGGUGCGCGAUGCCCGUGGCUGCCAACAAACGACCGAAAGUGGUGGGGGUGUGGUUUAUGUGCAGCUCUAUGAAGCUCCCUCUAUCUACCCUCUCGAGGCACGGUCGGAUUAUUGUGUUGGUGAGCGCAUUGCGUACACCCUCUCAGGUACACCUCCCUUCGAGGUACAGUACGAGUUUGCUGGCAAAAAGAUGAAGGCCAAAUCCCAGACUACCAAUUUCCGUCGUAUCGCUGAGUCUCCUGGUGAAUUCACAAUCACCGGAAUUAGUGACAAGGCUAGCGAGUGUCGUGCGGCAGUCAACUUGGUGAAGAAGAUUCACCCAAUGCCGAGUGUCAAGAUCAGCAAGGGUCGCGUUAUUCAGGUUGAUAUCCACGAAGGAAGUGAGGUGGAGAUUCUAUUCGAAUUCUGGGGCACGCCGCCCUUCGAAUUUACAUACACGCGUAGCACAAACGCGCGAAAGGGACAGAAGAGUGAGGUUUUGGAAACGCGUCAUGACAUCAGUUACGAGCAUAGUAAGGUAAUUACGGCAAGCUUGGAAGGCACAUACGAAGUUGUAGCCAUCCGGGAUAACUACUGCGCGUUUUCAACGUUAGGACCUGAGGGGAAUGAAAAGGGCCAGAAGACGUUGAAAUAUCACGCAGGUUAGGUCUCGGUGAUUGGUUUAAUGGCUUUUAUACUCAUGGCUUCUCUAUACCUGGUUCCUCGUUGGAGGCGACUGGUGGAACUUGGUUUGACCAGAUUGGACAUAGAGAUGCGGAAACUCGGGGAAGCGGGACGAAGACGAAUGAAUCGGUUCCGCGGAGGAAGGGGAGGCGGGAUUUAAUGAUGUUGCAGAACGGUAGAUGUGGAGGAGGAUGAACUGGCUAUGGUUACGCACGGUAGCCGGGCCGUAGGGCAUUGCAUGAGCAUGGCGUUCUGGUAGGAUAUUCAGCAAAAUCAUCUGCUGGGGGAUUUGCUGCUGCUUGCUGCUGCCGCAGUCCCAAUAUAAAAUGUUUAUUGUCAACCUUACUAAAAGAA